Meloidogyne enterolobii is the source of this 441-nucleotide messenger RNA. The record is from the annotation of a GenBank genome assembly. NCBI's taxonomy places the organism in Eukaryota, Metazoa, Nematoda, Chromadorea, Rhabditida, Meloidogynidae.
AUGCUUUGUGAUUCUGAUGGUGGUAAUGAGCUAUUGAAGAAACGUAGUGUUCAUGACCCUCGUAUUCAACAUCAGUGUAUGACUUUACGUGAGAAGGCAUUAAAUCCAGGAAAGCCAGUAGAACUUUCUUAUGAAGAUAAACGAGCAUUGCUUCAAAUGUUGGAGCCACCAAAACAUCUUUUAGAAAAAUCAAAGCAUGUAAUAUCUACAAUGAAAGGGGAAUUCUCUCUACAAUUACAAACAAAUAAAUCUGUUUCUUUCCAAAAUUCGGAUGGAAACGUUGCUACAACUGCUGAAAAUCAAAUAGAAGUUUCUCAAACUACUGGAGAUAAUGUUAACCGUCUUAAACCAAUUUUAAAUGCACUUAUUGAGGAAAAGAAAAAAUUGGAAAAUGAGAGACAGAGAAUACAAUAUGAGGAAGUUGACAACGAAACUAUAUAA